Benincasa hispida (wax gourd) is the source of this 2322-nucleotide messenger RNA. RefSeq names its product ALG6, ALG8 glycosyltransferase family. Gene Ontology annotation, molecular function: dolichyl pyrophosphate Man9GlcNAc2 alpha-1,3-glucosyltransferase activity. Gene Ontology annotation, cellular component: endoplasmic reticulum membrane. The record is from RefSeq and is a predicted model, not a curated record. Gene Ontology annotation, biological process: protein N-linked glycosylation; dolichol-linked oligosaccharide biosynthetic process. NCBI's taxonomy places the organism in Eukaryota, Viridiplantae, Streptophyta, Magnoliopsida, Cucurbitales, Cucurbitaceae.
UCACGACAUGAAACACUUUUCUGAAAAACAUUUUUUUCUCUGCACAAUGGCUCUUAAUUUGAAAUCGUGCCAAAUUCGGCAGGGGAAUUCGCAAAAGGCUACCACCGUCGAAGUCCGUUAGUCUCACGUCGCCAGGAGCCAUUUUCAGCUACUGGGGUUUUCCUCGUUUCUCUCUCUCUUUCUCUAUCAUCGCCUCACUCUUGGGUCUCCUUCAGGCCACCGCAAGCAGCACCGUCGCCGCCGCUAUUGGUGGACGGUUUUCUUUCAACAGUCCCGACAGCGGCGUUUUCCUUCCUUAACUGACCUUGAACCCCUCCAAACUCGUGACCCACGUUCUGAAUGAUUCUUGAUUCGAACACUCACGACCCAACGAGAUCAGAUUUCUGAGGUUCGAACGUUUUCGAACACUUUCAGCGAGAGAUUGAGCUGUUUCGUUUUAGACUGAUCCUUGGAAGUUUGAGGUCGUUUGGGUGCUGGAUUUUGUUUGGGUGUUUUGUUUUGACGUCGAUUUAGGUUGAGGCUAAGAACCUUUGUGGGGAGAUCCACUAGUAUUUCAUAGUCGCUCCUGAAGAUUCUGCAUGCAGAUUCUCUAACAAGUCAUGGGGGAAGUUAAAGGAAGCAAAGUCAUGAAGAACAAGGUUGAUUUGGACAACCAUGAUGACGCUUGUUGGUGGUUGAUUCAUAAAGGAGUUAAAGCUAUUUUUAUGUCCAUAUCUUUGUUUGCUUUGCUGGUUCGAGUGGCAGUCUCCCUUCAUCCUUACUCAGGUGCGGGAAACCCUCCGAAGUAUGGUGACUAUGAGGCACAGAGGCAUUGGAUGGAAAUCACCAUCAACCUCCCAGCUAAGGAUUGGUAUCGGAACAGUACCACUAAUGACCUCAACUAUUGGGGACUUGAUUAUCCACCCCUUACAGCCUAUCAGAGUUUCAUUCAUGGUCUAUUUCUCAAGUUGUUUGAUUCAGAUUCAGUUUCACUGUUUACUUCGCGAGGUUACGAGUCCUAUUUUGGAAAACUUCUUAUGAGAUGGACGGUUUUAUCCUCUGAUGUGCUGAUUUUCUUUCCUGCAGUUUUCUGUUUUGUUCUUGCAUAUUUUAGUGAUAACUCCAGCUUUCGUAAAAGUGAUAUAGCAUGGCAUAUUGCAAUCCUUCUCAUCAACCCGUGCCUCAUCUUAAUUGAUCAUGGUCAUUUUCAGUACAACUGUAUAAGCUUGGGCCUCACUGUGGGAGCUAUUGCUGCCAUAUGUACGGAUAAAGAUCUUCUGGGUAGUUUCCUAUUUACUCUUGCUCUGAAUCAUAAGCAGAUGAGUGCAUAUUUUGCUCCAGCAUUUUUCAGCCAUCUCCUUGGAAAAUGUAUGAGGCGUAGAAACCCCAUUGUUGAAGUGUUAAAAUUGGGCUUCGUAGUCUUGGGAACUUUUGCUAUUAUUUGGUUGCCAUACCUUCAUUCAGUUGAUGCCCUUUUGCAGGUUCUAUCACGUCUUGCUCCCUUUGAUAGAGGAUUAUAUGAAGAUUAUGUGGCGAACUUUUGGUGUACCACAUCUGUUCUUAUUAAGUGGAAGAGAUUAUUUUCAGUGAAACUACUGAAAUUUCUCAGCUUCACUGCUACACUGUCUACAUGUUUACCUUCCAUGAUUCAACAGAUUCAUGUCCCGAGUAACCAGGGGUUUCUCUAUGGCCUUCUAUGUAGUUCUUUCUCAUUCUACCUUUUCUCAUUUCAAGUGCAUGAGAAGUCUAUUCUUCUGCCUCUUCUUCCUGCAAGCAUGUUGGCUCUGGAUGAACCUUCAUUAUUUAUACAUUUUCUACACUAUGCAUUGCUUUCAAUGUUUCCUCUUGUAGUUCGAGACAAACUGGUUCAAGCAUAUCUUGCCAUUUAUGCUCUUACCUUCCUUAUUAUCAAUGCAUCAAAUAAAGGAAAGCAAAAAGGGGGAGCGUUUCGUUCUGGUGGGGUUUUAUUCGGAUGUGCUCUGUGUUCACUUAUUCUCCACGUUGUUUACUUGGUGGUGCGCCCUCCUGAGAGGUAUCCCUUUCUCUUUGAGGCAGUAAUUAUGCUUCUUUGCUUUUCUCAAUUCACCUUCCUUGCGGUCUUCUCCAAUAUAAAGCAAUGGACGCUGUCUAAAGCUGUUCCACCGAUGCAUAAGCAGAAGCUUAAUUAGUUUGCUACGCUUCUAACUCAGUUACUUACGCGUGACUUUACACUUUUGUUUUCUUAACCAAGAACACAAUAUCUUGUUGAGUUUAUUUUAAACAGAAGUAACUCAGCAGCGGCCCCUACAGUUCAAUUCUUUUUGAUAAUUGAUGAAGUUACCGUUUCCAGUGAAGCUCUUUUCA